Molecule: messenger RNA, 2107 nt
Organism: Hymenoscyphus albidus
Lineage: Eukaryota; Fungi; Ascomycota; Leotiomycetes; Helotiales; Helotiaceae
Source: the annotation of a GenBank genome assembly
UCUUGAGCCGCUUCGAUACCGGUUUCAGAUGUUGCCAAUGAAGAAUACAGGAAAUGACUUUCCCAUUCACGAAGUUGGUUUGCAGUCUGGCCUCACUUCCUCAGAAAACGAGCAGAUGACCAAUGGCCAACAACUAGCUCCUCAAAAAUCCACUGUCGAGAGUCAUUUUGAAACUAAAGUCGUUACAAUUCGACAAGUUGCUCCCUUGGUCCUCAGUCUCACUGCUGCAAAUUUUCUCAAUGUAUGUUCAAAUUCAUUUUCGAAUGGGUUUCGUUUUACUGAUGCUAAGCAGACACUUUCUAUCCAAUGUGUGGUUAUACUACUUCCGCAAAUUACCAAGGCGCUGGAUAUUCCAGCUACGCGGCAAGAAUGGGUAGUAUCAGCAUACGCGUUGACAUCGGGCUCAUUCCUUCUACUCUUUGGAAAGUUGGGUGACGUUUAUGGGAAGAAAAUCAUGUUUCUUAUCGGCUGUUUUUGGGUUACUGCAACAGCACUUGGUACUGCUUUUUCACCGGUUGAAGUUUGCUUGUGCGUUUUUCGUGCACUUCAAGGCUUGGUAUGUUCAUCUGCUCGUUUAUACGUAAAACAAUAUACUCAUGACAUGGAAAGGCAGCGGCUCUCACAAUUCCAAGUGCAAUCGGUAUCAUUGGCUAUACCAUACCUCCAGGGCGGGUCAAGAAUUACAGCUUUGCCUUUUAUUCCGGAGGCGCUCCGGUGGGGCAAGUAAUGGGAAAUCUCCUCGCAGGUUUCACUUUUUAAAUCCUCGUACUGAACUAACAAUCAGUUCUCAGGGAGGGAUAAUUUCACAAUACACUAAGUGGACAGUUGUUUUCUACGCAGUCGCCGGGACUUCAUUUCUCGUAGGACUUUGUUCAUUGUUUGCAAUACCAAAAGAGCCAUCAAGAGGAAUAAGCAGUGAUUCUCAACCACGAGCGUCAGGUGUCGACUGGUCUGGGGCAUUUCUAUAUACAUCUGGAACACUUCUUCUCCUUACGGGAUUAUCCGAAGGCACUUCUCAAGGAUGGAAAACCCCUUCUGUCAUUGCGAUUCUCAUCCUUUCUACCAUUUUCUUGGUCCUGUUCGUCUUCUGGCAGCAUCAUUUGGAAACAAAAACAACCCAAGAGCCCCUAAUGAAAGUUUCUACAUUCAAGACUGGAAGAUUUUCCGUGGCCAUGGCUAUCGUUUGUUUGUUCUCCGGAUCAUUCACAAACUUCUUGGUCUAUUCGACAUACUUGUAAGUAUUCCCGACAAAGAAUUGAUGAAGCAUUACUGAGCCUCCGUAGUUAUCAAGAUUAUCAGUUGCUUUCGCCACUUCAGACAAUGCUUCGUUUCAUACCCCUGGGUGUAUCUGGAAGUAAGUAUCCAUUAGUCUCUUUUUUUCAUCUUUACUAAUUCGUACAGUUUGCUGCACAAUUGCGUCAGGUUAUCUCCUCUCACGUAUAAAAGGAAAUUACAUCCUUAUCUUUGGUCUCCUCGCUGCCGCAAUCGCAAACCUUCUUUUCGCAGUUCGUAUCCCACCUUCAACGUUAUAUUUCGCCUACGGCUUACCGGCCAUGCUUCUCGCAGCCAUGGGGGCUGACACUAUAUACCCUUGCCUCGGUUUAUUUGUUACUCAAGCUUUGCCACGGAAGGACCAAAGCCUUGCUGGAGCUAUGUUUCAAACAGUUGCCUCACUAGGACGGGCUAUGUUUCUGCCUGUCGCUGCUGCGCUUCAAUAUGGUAUCCAGGAUCGUCUAGUACUGGAAGGUCAAGAGGAGAGAGCCGCUUUACUAGAAGGACUCAGGGCUGUGGAGUGGUUUUGUUUUGCCUUAGCAGCGUUCUCACUUGGGAUGGCGGUUGUAGGGUUGAGAAAUAUUGGAAAGAUUGGUUUGCUGAAAAAGCUGGGGAAUGUGCAGUCUAGGAUGAAAGAAGGAGAUUUGGAACAAAAGUAGCAAAAAUAUACUUAUUCUUGCUUCAAGUUCAGAUUUCACUUCUCCAUAAGCAAAGGUUGUGGUAAACAUCUUAUUCAGCGUUCUACAAUUCUAGGUUAGCGCAAGCGAUGAGCCUAACUCAUUGGGAUAAGCUGCAAUAUGCUAGAUUUGCAAAAGUCAUAUUGGAUACUCCAGGU